Molecule: messenger RNA, 1377 nt
Organism: Malassezia globosa CBS 7966
Lineage: Eukaryota; Fungi; Basidiomycota; Malasseziomycetes; Malasseziales; Malasseziaceae
Exons: 1
Coding region: 1-1377 (458 amino acids)
Cellular component (GO): cytoplasm
Source: RefSeq, a predicted model, not a curated record
AUGUUCUAUGGAUACCCGGUCGAGCACCUUUGUACACUCCAAUACAGCCUCAUAUCACUCGUGCCGGCCUUGUUGCCACAUUUGCAGGAUGCUGCCUCGCCUGGGCUUGAUACACUAUCCUCUGGACGAUCAAAAGCGGACUCGCUGCGCAUGUCAGAUCGACAGAGCCUACUUACAUACAUGGGCCUUCCGUUGCCUCUGUUCAGCGGCGGUGCCUUUUUUCAGCCGUACUGUCCACUGCAACAGAUCGACACACUCAAAUGCGACUCAUGGCUCAUCGGAACGACGAAUCAGGUCUUCAAGCACCAGCGAGCAUCCCAACCUGAUGUCAUUGUGGAUGUACGUUGUUGUCAUUGCUCACAAGUACAGUUGGAUAAGAUGCAGCUUUCAUUCCACGAUCCAGCCCUCCAAAGUCUCGUAUCACUCACCCCGGCGGACCGAAAAUGGAUGGAUGAAGUCAUUGGCGUGGUCCAAACGACAUGGAACAGUGCGGAUCCAGCGCAACCCACACUCAUGCAGUACAAGGGAAGUGACGACUACUUGCGUGCACGCUUUGAAGAAUAUGUGUUUGGGCUGUUGUCAUUAGCCAAGCAUCGUGAGCUGCAUCCGACCAUGAAUGAGUUACCCUCAAUUUCUUCAUUCGGACGUGAUUUUCUUGAUGCAUUCCGUCGUACAAGAGCUUUUCAGACAUGGCAUCAGUUCACAGAUGAGUCGCUGUGUGAGUUGAUCUCUUACCAGCAUCCGUGCACGGGGAAAACAACCACGCUUUCAGAUGUAACCAUUCGGCUUCAAGCUGGCAUUAGUGAUCUGAACCUUGAGGAAAAUCUUGCCCCAACACGAGAAAGACUCGGCGCUGCUUGGCAAGCGGGAAGUGCGGGCCUUUCUCGCGUUGCUAUGAAUUGGCGUCAGGAUUUGGGUCGCAUGACAGCAUCGUACACCCGAAACACGAGCCCCAAUGCCACGGAUGCAACCGCAUCUAAGGGCUCAGAUACGCUUUCUGCGCUGCAGGCAACAGGUGCGCAAGGAGCAGCAGCCUUAAGCCAGCUUGGUUCAUAUCUGUCAUCAAGGCAACGAGCCUGGUAUGGUGCAUUCUCCAAGACUCCAAAGCGCGGAGAUACGGCUGAGUCGUCACCAACAUCGUCUAGACCUAGUGAAGAGAUGAUUGAUGCUAAGAAAGCAAAUGCAUCUGUCUUCGGAGCGGAAGGAGGGAAGGCUGCUCCGACUCACAGGGCUAGCGCGUCAGAUACUUCUGCUGCGCCCGCCGCCACUAGACCGAACGAGAAAGAGAAGGACAAUCACACUACUUCAUCCAACGAAAAUGACUCUGCAAGUAAGGAAACGUCGACAGAGAGCACCAAAGCAUCCCAUCAAGCAUAA